AUGGAAAAAGAUGAAUCUCUUGAGCUUUUUUCCAAGAAAGCAUUUAAGAAAGAUCAUCCUGAAGAUGAUUAUUUUGUUUUGUCAGAAAUUGUGGUUAAAUAUGCAGGAGGUGUUCCUUUGGCACUCUAUGUUUUAGGCUCCUUACUAUGUGGCAGAAGUCUCCUUGAGUGGGAAGAAACUUUAGAAAGGAUGAAGCACAUUCCAGAUAAAGAUAUUUUUCAAAUUCUUAAAGUAAGUUAUCUCGGAUUGAAUGAUGAAGAAAAGGCAAUUUUUUUAGAUAUUGCUUGCUUCUUCAAUGGAUGGAAAAGAGAUGAAGUAGCUCAAAUUUUGAAAAAUUGUGAUCUUCAUCCAACUAUUGGAAUAAAUAUUUUGAUUGAAAGAGCUCUCUUGAUUGAGAAGAAGACAUUUGAUGGAGAAACCGUAUUAGGGGUCCAUGAUCUACUUCAAGAAUUAGCCAGGAGUAUUGUUUUUCAAGAAUCUCCUGGUCAUGUUCAUGGACGAAGUAGGUUGUGGAAUCUAGAAGACAUCCAUGAAGUAUUGGAAAAUGAUAAAGGAUCUGAAGCAAUACAAGCUAUGGCUUUGCCUUUUAACCUAGAUAGAAAAAUACAAGUACAUCGUGACGCCUUCUCAAAGAUGUAUAAUCUAAGGUUGCUCAUCAUAUCAAGUGAAGUGAAACUUCAUAGUGGUCUCAAAUGCUUUUCUAGCACAUUAAAGGUUAUUCGAUGGAGGUUGUAUCCUCUAGAAACUCUUCCGAUUGGAACUCAGUUGGAUAAACUUGUCGACAUUCAAAUGCCUUUUAGCAAAAUAAAACUCUGUGAUGGCAUGCAGCUUAUGAAGAAGUUGAAGUUUAUUGAUCUAAGCAAUUCCAAACAUUUGGUUGAAACCCCAGACUUCUCAGAAAUUCCAAACCUGGAAAAAUUGAAUCUUGAAGGGUGCUCAUCUCUCAUUACGGUUCAUCAUUCACUUGGAGAGUUGAAAAAGCUUGUUGAAGUGAACUUGUCGUGUUGUACCAGUCUUGAGAUCCUUCCGAAAAUAUUGGAAAUGAACUCUUUGAUAAAGUUAGAUAUUAGUUGGUGCGAUAAACUUUCAACUCUUCCAGAAUUCGGGGAAUGCAUGAAAAAAUUAACAGUGCUUGAUGCAAGGAAAACUGCUAUAACCAAACUUCCAGAAUCGCUUGGAUUCUUGUCUGGUCUUAGAGAUUUGAAUCUAAGGGGCCCCCGAAAACUUGUUCUUCAAAUGCAGUUUGUCAUCAUUAAUUACUUUACGCCUGGAAGGAAAUGA
Molecule: messenger RNA, 1281 nt
Organism: Neltuma alba
Lineage: Eukaryota; Viridiplantae; Streptophyta; Magnoliopsida; Fabales; Fabaceae
Product: disease resistance protein RPP5-like
Exons: 4
Coding region: 1-1281 (426 amino acids)
Biological process (GO): defense response
Molecular function (GO): ADP binding
Source: RefSeq, a predicted model, not a curated record